Messenger RNA from Acanthamoeba castellanii str. Neff, 1389 nucleotides. RefSeq lists its product as uncharacterized. The transcript has 7 exons. Lineage: Eukaryota; Discosea; Longamoebia; Acanthamoebidae. The record is from RefSeq and is a predicted model, not a curated record. Bases 1 to 1389 code for a protein of 462 amino acids.
AUGGCGGAAGCGGUGGAUGAGAAGAUGAAGAGCCAUACCCCAGGCUCGCUGGAGGCGAGGUGCAUGGAAGUGAUUGCAUGUGGCAUGCACCGGGCGGGGGUGGUCCACGGCCUGCCCGCCCUGCCCGACGAUCUGCGGCGCGCCCUCAUCGAUUUCCUACGCCGCAGCGACCGGCUCACCUCCAACUCGUUGGCCCACCUCCUCCACCCGGCCCACCAGCGCACCACCUGGGACGAGUUGGACCUGAGCGGGUGCACCAAGCUGUCGCCCAAGGGAAUCAAGGGCCUGGGCGAUCUGCCCAAUCUCACGGCGCUCAACCUGUCGGCCACUUCCCUGCAGCCAGCAGCCAUCAAGGAAGUGGCCGCCCUGGUGGGGUUGAGACGUCUGUGCCUGGACAACUCGUGGUGGGUGGAAGACACGUGCCUCGAGCAGGUGGCGACGCUGCGCUCGCUCGAGUCGCUCUCGCUGGUGGCGUGUCCCUGCACGCCACACGGCCUCAAGUCCCUCUCGCGAUUGACUACCCUGCGGAGCCUAAACCUGAGUCAGGCGGGAAAAGCCGCCGCGAGCGGGCCUCAGGCCGUGAUCCGACGGUCAAUGCAGCCGCCCGGCCUCCGCUUUCGCGAUCCGUCGCUUCGUUUUCUCACCCGGCUCACCAGGCUCGAACAUCUCAACGUCGCCGGCAUGGGCACGGACGGCUCAUUUCUUAUUAACUUGAACCCUGCCACGCUACGAGAACUGACGUUUGGCCUGCCAAGCAAUGGAUACACAGCACGUCUGCCCGAGGCGCGGUUGAGCAAGCUGACCAGUCUCACGCAUCUCUCUAUCCGGCCGUGCUCCGACACGGUGUUCGGCCCAUCGCGCCUGCGCACCUUGUCGCGCCUGGUCGACCUCCGUCUGCCCAUGGUCGUCUUCGCCGCGCCGGUCUUUGCCGAACUGCUCGAGGAGCUGCCCCUCCUCCGCCGCCUGUCCGUCUCCGUCUCGGUGCUGCUCCUGCGCCGCGUCGAGAGCGACGAGCCGGCGAUCGAGUGCUACCCCGACACGACGGCCUUUCCGCCCGACCUGGCCUGGCUCACCUUCAACUCGGGCACCAACGUGCCGCCACCCGCAGCGGCUCGUCAGUCCACCACUACUACGACGACGACGAGGCGACAAGCCACCACCACACCGGCGCCGACGGCGGCCUUGGCUUUCCAGAGCGACCCACUCACGGCGAGCACCCUGGAGCGGCUGGCCGAGCUCCUGUUGGCCUCUUCGUCCCGCCUCGCUGUGCUCAAAUUCAAAGGCGACUAUCCACCAGAUAUGCCGUCGAUGCUGAAGGCAAGCCCGCUGAUGCAGUUGCGAAGCCUCCACACCCUGCAACACGGGUAUCAGGCCAACCUGCUCCUCUGA